Molecule: messenger RNA, 2917 nt
Organism: Periophthalmus magnuspinnatus
Lineage: Eukaryota; Metazoa; Chordata; Actinopteri; Gobiiformes; Gobiidae
Gene: iqck
Product: IQ motif containing K
Exons: 8
Coding region: 248-1117 (289 amino acids)
Molecular function (GO): protein binding
Source: RefSeq, a predicted model, not a curated record
GCGUCCAAAGCAACCAAAAGAGAACGAGCCAAAACGAGCCAGAACGAGCCUAAAAACAUGGAUCUAUUAAAGUAACAGGCCCACUAGCAGCGAGUGUCUGAAGGUAAACCUGCUACAAAGUGCUGUUUUAGUGAAGUUGUUUCUUGUACUGUCUUUGUUUGAAGGAUUCUCAGUUGUAGGAGUGCUUCAAUCAGGGAGUCCUCGUCCAAGUGCAUCGUGGUCGGACUUGAGACAGUCCAGCUCUCAGAUGUCCCUGUCCAGCCACAGCACGUCUGCCAAGUUUCAGAGAUCAGGAAGUGUUGAUCCUUUCAGAGAUUUGUCCUCUCCUGCUGUUCAGAGCAAGCCCAAUGUUCUGAGCCCACAGCCCAAAUCUGCUCCAAGUACACCACCUCCUCAGCAACUAUUUGGACAUCCUUGCACAGAAUGGCUGGAGAAGACUGUUUUCCCUGUUUUACUACCUGGACUUGAGGCUUUGCAGAAAGAAGCUGUGAAACAGGGAUGUUUAAAGCGAAAGGAAACUGCAUUUAAUCCAUGUGAUUUCCUGACUUCCUGGCUUUACAACCAAAACCCACGUCGACAGGGACAGAAGCCAGUACAGUGGUGCGACAUCCCAUUUGUGAAGGAGUGGCUUAGCAUGCAUCCUCGGCCGCCUAUACCUUUAUUUUUACAACUAAGCGAAGCACAGGCAGCUUUGAUCAUCCAGUCCUUUUGGAGAGGAUACAAGGUGAGGGCACAGCCAGAUGUCCAAGAGCUCCGACUAUGGCAGAAGGAACUGAGGGAGAAUCAAGACAUAGUCAAAACAGUGGAGAAGUUCUGGGCCCAACAAGAGAGCAGAGUUGGUUCGUCUAUGACUGAUCUUCCUGAAAGCCCUCAGCUAGAGAACUCUGACUUCUCUAUCCAGGUAGUGUCACCAACUCCACAGAGCACCGUGGUCCACACCCCCACCAUCCAGAUGGCCCCCGGGGAGUGGCUGACCCCCAGUUUGGGCGGGCUGGCUGACAUAGGCUCUGCUGCGCUGAUGGCUAAGUUCAUGUCUGUACCUGAUUCCAGUGUAAAAUCACUGGCUGCAAUUUCCCCUUCUUUGGUGGGGUCUCACAGCCCCAAUGAAACCAUAUGAGCAACUGAAAUCAUUUUAUAAACAAUAUUACAAUAUUUCACAUUAUUUUAUUCAAUAUCUUGCAUACAAAAAAUAAAACAUAGUCACGUAGUUCUUAUAGGGUAAAACAGAAAUAUUCCUUUUCUACCAAGCUGUAUCUUUCUAGGUCUUUGGACAUUCUCAGUGUAAAGGUUAUUUUGUGAAUAGUUUUAUCAGUAAUUCUUUUGACACAUCCCAGUUCCCCAUUUAUAUGAUCAAUCAAAAGUUAGUUUACAAUCGCUUUUCAUGCAAUAGAUAUAAGAUAAAUUUUGGGAUAGCAUAACUAUAAAUAUUGAGAGUGUAAUCAUUACAUCAUCUCAAAACAUAGCAGAGAUUUACCAUGGACCGUCCUUGUUCUCUCGGUCCAUGGUAAAUCACUGCAGCCUAUAUAUUUGCCUGUAGUUUUUGAGGUACAGGUAAUAGCUUUUCAUUUGUAUUGUACCACACGCAAUUUAUUGUUUCAUACCUAUUAAGCUGCUGUAAAGCUGACCAACGUGAUCAGUCAAACUAGCCAUUAAACCUGGCGGUGACCAACUGGGGAUGUCCAGGCUGAGAUUUAUGGACCGAAAGAUGCACAUGUAAUUAGAUGAUUGCUUUCAUUGCCUUUUUGAUAGAUGACUUCCUUUUACCAGCCUUGUAAAUUAACACUACAACCGGUCUCCGAUGUUAUAUUGCAAGAAGUAGGAAAUAUUAUGAGCUUGUAAGUCGCUCUGAGCACCUUUAGCUGAGUGCUGACUAUGUGAUCACCAAAUCAUAUUUUCUGAGAUGUCAUUUCCUUUUUCCCGUGCAAUAUGUACCACUGCACAAAAGAGCACAAUGGAGUCAGGAUGUGAGAGCAGAGUGAAGCAUGUGUGGAACAGCGAGUUUCUGCUAAUUGCUAAAUAAAAUAAAAGAACAAUGGUACUAAAUGCCAUGUUUUUACUGUGUUGUUCGAUUCAGAUCAUAGAUAGGUCUUUGGUAUGGUUAUUAUGUUGUGAGAGCUAUAGUUUCUUCCCGCUGUCCAAAACAUUCAGUUGGUGGGCCAUAUGGUAAAUCAUAUUAAAUAAAUAGAAGCAAAAGGGAAUGUUUUUUCUGUUUAUGUAUUUGUCUGUGUAAUUAAUUAACUAGUUAAUGUCCUAGUUGUAUACUAAACCCGUCUAGGAGCUGCUGUGGUUGCUCACUUUUGCUCUAGUCUUCCACUUGUUACAUUAAAUAAGUUAUGAGCAUGUUUCUUUCCAUUCAACCUUUCAUUCAGAUUUGAAGGUAUAGGUUUCUUGGAGAGCCUCGUCCUGAGUUUCAGACAAAUGAUUCCUUACUGAUUUGAAGGAUUUUGUGAUGACCUUUCCUCAUUCAAGAUAUGUUUUGAUUUGAAUUGUGUUUUUGCUAUGACAACAGAGGACCGUUGCCAUGCCAAAUCCUCGUGAUUGGUUAUAAGUCUGUGCCCUUCUAAGGUUUCUUGCGGAAACAAGAGAAGACAGUGUUUGGUCUUCUCUUGUGUCAGUGAUUACAGGUAAAGGUGCAUUCUUUAUCACUUUUUGAGCUCCAUUUCCUCCAUUUUCCUCUUCUUGGUGGUCAUGUGACAAAUGUUUUUUGCCUCACAACAAAGUCCUUUGAAGUCCUAUGGAAGGUUUGUGGAUGAGUGAGGGACAGCUGCCACUGACUGGGAUGAUAAAACAUGGCAUUUCUUUCGUAGGAUAUCUGAUCCAGCUCCACUGAGUCUGGCAGCUCUGGGCUUCAGUGUAACCGGAUCACAGCGCGGCACCAGACUGUCACUGCAAAGUCAGAUAACAGCAUGCUCCUGGG